This is a messenger RNA of Alexandromys fortis (reed vole), 2321 nucleotides long. It is a transcript of the gene Ccdc148, whose product is annotated as coiled-coil domain containing 148. Bases 162 to 1826 code for a protein of 554 amino acids. The record is from RefSeq and is a predicted model, not a curated record. The transcript has 14 exons. NCBI's taxonomy places the organism in Eukaryota, Metazoa, Chordata, Mammalia, Rodentia, Cricetidae.
CUUGUCCCUGGCGUCAGAGGCAGAAACAACUGAGCCCCUGGACUUCUGCUUUACAUUGAGAGCUCAGGAGGGGCGUUUCAUUUUUCCUGCAUCUGGGGAGCCUGCAAGGCUAAGCCCUUUGACCUUUGACAUCUGUGCGGCCCGGUAACCUGGCAUUCCAUAUGAAGAACGGGAUGAGAAACUUCAGGUAUAAGCCAGCAGACUACCAACAGUUACACGCCUUAACCAAAGCCACCAAGUUAGCGUCUGCUUCUGCGGAGAAGAAGAUCAGAAAAGCCAUGGAGACUUCAAAGGCGGCUAAAGAGCAAAUGUUGGUCAAACAACACAAGCAGGUGUGGUGGCAGGAACAGGAACGGCUGCAGGGAACCAGAUGUAAAUUGGAGUCGGAAAUAAAAUCUUGUCUCAAUGAAGAGAGCAUUGGCAACGAAUGCUUUUGUGAGCUUAUGAAUUUUGAGAAAGAGCUGGCAGAACAAUGGUGCACAUAUCUUAAAGCUGUGAUCCACCCUAUUCAUCAGCUGAGAACACACCUGAAGAGACAGUGCCAAACUUCCCAGUAUGCACCCUCCCAUACUGGGUCUAAUUCAGCAAUGGUUCUGGAAGAGGUUGACUUUGUCAGGAAACAAUCCAAGGCUGCCUUUGAAAACCUCAACCAGGAGCAACAGAAACUAGAAAAAGACCUUUCGGCCUGGAGCGUGAAGUUACUAGAUUACUCUUCGGAAGAAAAGGCUAGCCUGCUCAGCGAACAUCCUAUGGAGCUAGAAACUUUGGAGUGCCCGUACCCUGAUCUGAAAUCGUCAGUCCUUAAUGAGUUCUGGAACUUGACAGAGAAAUAUCAAAAGAAACUUGAAGACUUUGAUCUGCAAUUAGAAGACAUACGCAGAAACUUCCAGCUAAGCGAAGAAGAGCAGUGGAUUUACCAGGCUGUCUUAGAUCAGUACCCUGGAAAUCUCCUUGGCAGGAGGACUCUGUACUUGGACAUGUUACAAAGAUACUUUCCUCACAAAUCUAGGCAUCUUUUGGUAGAACAUGAGAAAUACUGUGACCAGUAUCACUUUGCUGGAGAGCAGAGAAGAAUCCUGAUAGACAAUUGGACCAAAAGCAGGAAAGACUUCAUACAGAAAGCUCUGCUGAUCCUCCUCGAGGCCUGGGCAGCCCAUGAGACGGAGAGCAUACUGGCCAAGGACAGGAAACGGCAGCGGGAGCUGUGUGCUGAUCUGAAGGCCAAGGUUUCGCAAUGGCGAGCCCACCAGGAAGAGCUAGCGAGACUGGAAAUGGAAAUUUCCAUCAGAAGAAGAGAAAGGGAGGAGGAGAAAGAAAAACUUUGGAAAGAGAAGGAGUUGCUGCAGAGGGAGGAGACGAAGACAAAGAUAAGGAAAUACUGGGCUGAGAAGCAGCAGAAGUGGCAAGACAUGGAAAUGAGAGAUCUCCAGCGACUAGAAGAACUGACAGCAUUCAUGGCUGAGCAGUCCGUGAAAGACAGAGAAAGGGUUAAAUAUAGACAAGAAUUACUGGAGAAGCGUCUGAUGGAGAGGAAAAAAGUGGCCCUUCAAGAAGUUCAGGAAGAGGAAGAGCGAGAGAGGCGGCUGGAAGCCCUUCGAAAACAGGUUGCUGUUGUUGUCCAGUCUGAUCCAGUUAGGAUGAUGUCAGACACAAUGGCAUGGAAAGCUAGGACGGGCCCUGAACGUGAAGAUGAAUUCGUGCUUCAGAAGCCUCUCUUCACACUGACUACAUACAACGAGCAGCAGGUAAUGAGGGGAAUUAGCAGGAUUGGUGCACAAUCCACGCCGAGAGUCGGAAGACCUGCUGAAGUGGGUGCUUUGAGAUAACUUCUGAUCCUAGACUUAGAUUUGAGCUAGCGCUUCGCGAAGCUGGACUCCAUAAGACACAGUAAGCCAAAGAGAUGCUACCAAAAAUCGGUCCUCUGAAGCCUCCAAGGAAGGACACAGAGUCGACUGUAUUCAAAACCUAGAGGGCACAUGUAAACAGUAUAUGGAUAUGGAUAAUGAUGACCACUGCUUCUGGAUGCUUAAUAACCACCAGACAUAGAAAUCAUAGCAUUUAUUAAACAACUUUGCCUUUUUUAAUAUUCAAAGUUUUAUGCACUAUUCCAUUUUUCUUUAGGUAACCAAAUUCACCAAAUCUAUGGGACUUUGGUAUAUAUGGUGUCGUUUGGUAGGAUGCUAUUUUGGAGGAUUUCUUCCAGAAGUUUAAAAUAACCAUUUGUAGGAAGCAUAUCUUCCACAGAGCUUCUGUUUGUUCUUCCACAGUUUGACUUUUAAUUAUGGAAGCUCUACUAUCAGUUACACUUCUAUUGUUUUUCG